AUGGGAUGGCAGGGAAGAGAUCCAUCUACUGAUUUCAGGUUGUCUUCUUUAAAACUCAUAUGUUGUCCUAGAUUUUGUGGUCAAACUUGUUCUGUCAAUUUGUGCUGGCUCCUACUUGACAUCUUUCCAGUGCCUAUUGAAAAAGCAGGGAGAAACCCGGCUGCUUGGGAAUAUCCAUUUGUUGUUGCUGGUGUAAAUAUCACAUUCAUGAUCAUGCAAUGCUUGACCUUGAAGCCAUUUUAG
This is a messenger RNA of Prunus armeniaca (apricot), 243 nucleotides long. Lineage: Eukaryota; Viridiplantae; Streptophyta; Magnoliopsida; Rosales; Rosaceae. The record is from the annotation of a GenBank genome assembly.